GCCCCUUCUACCGUCUCCAAGGCAAGAUGGCGGAGGCGGCGCCCUUCCCGCCAUGCCCCGCGCGGCGGGCGGGGUAGGCGGGCGCUCCCCUUAGUGGAUCGUGCCCGCAAAAUGGCGGCACCGGCGGGAAGUAUGAGUGGGGACUGAGGGGAGGCUGUGCUGCGCCGCCGGAGCCCGGCCGCUAUGGACGCCUCGGGCUGCAUGAAGUCCCUGCUCCUGGCCGCCGCGCAGUACCGGGCCGCCAAGACGCCGCCCAACGCGGCGCUCCUACAGCGCAGUCUGGAGGUUAUCUCUGGACUGAAGCUUACGAGAUUAUUUGCCUCAAACCAGAUUCUGCCAAGUGAAUGUCUUAUUUGCCUAGUAGAACUCCUUGAGGAUGCUAAUACAAAGCCUUCUCUAACCUUGUCUGUGGUUACUUUGCUAUCACAGCUAGCUUUAGACAAUGAGACUAGAGAAGCUCUUCAGGAUACCUACAAUCUAACCAGUGUGCUGGCAGGGGUGGUUCGUCGAAGUUCUACCAAUCUUAGCGAUCCAGUCUUAUUACAGAGUAUUCAGCUGUUGCAGAGGCUAACCUACAACGUUCGAGUUUUUCAUGCUGGUGCCAACAUCGAUGAAUUAAUUUCAUUUCUAAUGCAUCAUGUCCAAUCCCCUGAAGAUGAGUUAACGAUACCAUGUUUAGGGCUCCUGGCAAACCUCUGUCGUCACAACUUAUCUGUUCAAACUCAGAUAAAGUCUUUGAAUAAUGUGAAGAAUUUCUAUCGUACCUUGAUAAGUUUCCUGGCCCAUAGUAGUUUGACUAUGGUUGUGUUUGCACUUUCAGUUUUAUCAAGCCUUACUUUAAAUGAAGAAGUAGGAGAAAAACUCUUUCAUGCUCGAAAUAUCCAUCAGACUUUUCAGCUAAUAUUCAAUAUUGUUGUAAAUGGAGAUGGUACGCUAACAAGAAAAUACUCUGUUGAUCUACUUGUGGAUCUUCUGAAGAACCCCAAAAUUGCAGAUUAUCUUACCAGAUAUGAGCACUUCACCUCAUGCCUUGGGCAAGUAUUAGAUCUCCUUCAUGGAAGGGAUCCUGAUUCAUCAUCUAAGGUCUUAGAACUGCUACUUGCCUUCUGUUCUGUGAUGAAACUGCGUCAUACUUUGCGGCAGGCAAUACUGGAACCCUCUGGCUUGCCAGUCUCCGGAAAUACCAGAUUUGUGGCUCACUCAAAGACUUUUGAACCAUCUGUUGCAUUGGUGCACUUGUCAAACCAACCAUUGGAAGGCUCUGAAGACUGUGCAGUUCUAGCUUUGCAGCUGUUCAAGGAGAUUUUUGAGGAUGUUAUUAAUAGUGGCAACAGUGCAUCAGCAGAACACUUUGUGGAUCUUUUGCUGCCUGUUCUCCUUGAUCAUCUUCAGAUGCCAGAACAGAUUGUGGAUGAGCUAUUAGUGAAGAAAAAGUGUGAAAGAAUGGUCAAGGCUAUUAGCGUUCUGACAAUGCUGUGUGGAGAUGACGUACUGAAAAUGCAUGCCUCAAAGGAGCUGAGUGCCAGCCGAUGCACAUCUCUAAUAGAACACCAGUUUAUCUAUAGUGGUGUUGAUACUGGUUUUGGGACAAAAGUAGUGAACUCUGAGCUGUGCAAGCUUGCUGCUGAUGUUAUUUUGAAAACACUUGAUCUUAUGAGCAGACUUAAGCAGGAGGUACCUAGUAUGGAAGUCAGCUUCUACAAAAUUUUACAGGAUCAGCGCUUGAUAUCCCCUCUGACGUUUGCUUUAACAUCAGACCAUAGAGACCAAGUGCAAGCUGGACUCCGAAUACUGUUUGAGGCAGCACCCUUACCAGAUUUUCCUGCCAUAGUGCUUGGUGAGAGCAUUGCAGCAAAUAAUGCUUACAAGCAACAUGAAACAGAGCACAUGUCAAAAAGAAUGCAGUCGCCCAUGACCAGUGUUACUUCAGUGAGAUAUUCUUCAUCCUAUUCUUCAUGUGAUGAUUCUGCAACUUCAAAUAUUCAGGAAUUAAUACAGAAACUCCAUUCUGGGCUAGAGAUGAAAGAGCCAAUCGCUGAUAUGAGGAUAUCUGACAUAAUGGAUGUUUAUGAGCAGAAGCUGUCAGCAUUAGCAUCCAAAGAAACCAGGCUGCAAGACCUUUUGGAGGCAAAGGCGCUGGCACUGGCUCAGGCUGAUAGGCUGAUGGCUCAGUAUCGAUGUCAGAGAGCCCAAGCUGAGUCCGAGGCAAGAACUCUUGCUGCAAUGCUGAAGGAUGCAGAACGAAAAAAUGAAGAACUUAAUGUUUUGCUGAAAGCUCAGCAGGUAGAAUCUGAAAGGGCACAAAAUGAUAUUGAACAGCUCUUUCAACACAACAGAAAACUACAAACAGUUGCUGAAGAGCAUGAAGUACUGAAAAAAUCCUCUAUUGAUCUUCUUCAGAGGCAUGAAACAACUGAAAGACAAUAUAAAGAUCUACAGAUUACAUGCAAUUCACUAAACAAACAAGUGGAAGCAAUGAAAAAACUAAAUGAAUCGCUCAAGCAGCAGAAUGACAAGACUGCUGCACAGUUGAAAGAAACUGAAGAUAACAGAAAAGAAUUACUACAACAGCUACAGGAUAGAGAUGGCAAAAUAGCAAGCUUUCAACAAAAAAUAAAAGUUCUGGAAGAAAAACUGAAAGUUCAGCAGAAAGAAAAAACAGAUAUGGAAGAAACUAUAGAUGUUCUUAGAAAGGAAUUAAGUAAAACAGAACAAGCAAGGAAAGAACUGAGUAUCAAGGCAUCUUCUCUGGAAGUUCAAAAGUCCCAGUUGGAGGUACGUUUGGAAGAAAAAGAAGCUGUUGUAAAAUUACAGCAAGAAGAACUGCACAAACACUCCCAUAUGAUAGCAAUGAUUCACAGUUUAAGUGGUGGCAAAUUAAGUGCAGAAACAGUGAACCUCAGUUUGUAGGGCUCUGUAGUUAAGGUUUUAGUAUUUUAUACAGAUGUACAAAUGUAUGUAAAGAUUUUUAAACUUGAAGUUAGCAUAUUAUCUGGCUAAAAAGACCCAUAUCAUCUAAUAUUAAAUAGCUUGACUGUCAGUUGAGAAGAAAAAUUAGUAUUUUGGAAGCUUUGAUUUGAAAAAUCUGAGCUAUUGUAUAGCAAAUAGGUCUUCUGAUAGUUUUCUAGAACUACCAUCAUCUGUAUCGGGAGCUGGAUUCAGCUGUUUUUUUGUGACUACCAUUCCUAACCCUGCAAAGGGACAACAAGAGUCACUGACUUUUUUUUUUUCUCUGUAUAUUGUUAUUGGCAGUCAGACAUGUGGUGUGCUUCAUUAUAGAAAGGUUAAGCAUUUUGAUAAUUUCAUCUUGUUAAUUUUGACUCUUCUGAGUACCAUGUAUUACUUGUGCAGUGUUGCUUCCUGAUGUCUAAGAUACAAACAUAGAAAGGAAAUAGGUCAUACCAAUUAGAACAUGUUACAUUGAAAGCUAUAUUUCAAUUUAUUGGUGCAUGUUUCAUGUAGGAAAUAUAUGGAGGUGUUUCUAAUUAUGAGCUGAUAGGAAUUUGAGCAAGUAGAAUAGAAACUUGAAUGAUUAUCAGAAAGUACUAUCAAUUCAAAUCAACUAUGGAAAAUAUGCUGAGAUAUGAAAUAUAUGAAUCUACAAAUAUUUGUUAGAAUACUAUAUAAUACUUUUCUAGUUCUACAAUACUUUUUCUCAUUCUUUAAAAGGAUCUGCACUUUGUUUUGAGUGUCCUCUCUGGUACACGCUAGCUAUUGUCAGCGUUGUCCAUUUCUGCUGUACGCAAAUAGGAUUUCAUAUACUGUUUGUAGUAUAACUAUGAAGAUGACCUUUUUUUAAAAAAAAGUGUACUUUUCAUAGGAAAGACUAGUACUAGAACUUGUGAUUGUGCAUUUUUGAGUGGAAAAACAUUUUCAUGUUUGUAGCUUAAAUGCGACAUGACUAACAUGUCUUUUAGCAGUUGGCAAAAUUCUUACUGUGAUGGCUGUAUUUUUGUAAAACUACCAAAGUUCUGGGUGAUUAAUAUAUAUCCUUAUCUGUAGCAUUACUGCCUUUAUUUGUAUCUAACUUGCAAUGGCUAGAUUUUAAUACAUCUGAGAUGCCUUAUGUUUUUCAGUUGUGUAAUGGAUGUGUCUUACUGAAUCUGCUCAACUCACGUCUGAGUAGAGCCUUGUACAUGCAAUUGCACAACACCAGAUGAAUUGCAUCUAUUUUAACCUGUUUCUGAAAUACAUUUCUUAUGACUUAACCACAGGCAAGAUUAUAGACAUCGUUUUGGUCUCUGUGAAGACUGUAGGAAUAAAAGAUUGCUCUAUUUUCUGUGUAAUAUGUAUUCUGUUAAGUGAAGUAAGUUACAGGGAUAACUGCCAGCUCAGUGUAGAAUACAUGCAGUUUGGCUAUGUUUUUGCAUAAAAACAAGUUAUUGCUUAGCAAGGUAUUAAAAAAAAAAAAAAAGUUAAUGGAAUUGCUGAGGUAAGGAUUUUUUUUGUUAGACUUUCUCAAACUCAAAUAGGAAAGCAGGUUUCAUUUGCCAUGUUUACUUCAGUUUAAUGGGUUAAUAAGUUUGAGUGUCAAAGUAAAUUUGAAGAUGUGGAUUCAUUUCUCCUUAAGUCUCUCGGUCAUGGGGAAAGGGUAGAUAAAUAUUUUCGCUAACUUUCUGCCAAAAACUGUUCAUGUAAAGAAAUUCAAGUAGGAAUUAAAAUGGCAAGCAUGUUACUAAUUAAAUUGAUAAAUGUG
This is a messenger RNA of Dromaius novaehollandiae (emu), 4696 nucleotides long. RefSeq names its product cellular inhibitor of PP2A (gene CIP2A). The transcript is spliced from 21 exons. NCBI's taxonomy places the organism in Eukaryota, Metazoa, Chordata, Aves, Casuariiformes, Dromaiidae. The record is from RefSeq and is a predicted model, not a curated record. Bases 184 to 2910 code for a protein of 908 amino acids.